This is a messenger RNA of Olea europaea var. sylvestris, 1167 nucleotides long. Its product is annotated as aquaporin PIP2-1-like. Gene Ontology annotation, biological process: transmembrane transport. The record is from RefSeq and is a predicted model, not a curated record. The transcript has 4 exons. NCBI's taxonomy places the organism in Eukaryota, Viridiplantae, Streptophyta, Magnoliopsida, Lamiales, Oleaceae. Gene Ontology annotation, molecular function: water channel activity. Bases 80 to 931 code for a protein of 283 amino acids. Gene Ontology annotation, cellular component: plasma membrane.
AACUCUCCCAUUAGGAAAAUACACAAUUUAUUCUUACAAUCUCAGUAAAUUCAGUGUGUUUUAGGGCUUAAAAGGGAAAAUGGUGAAGGAUGUUGAGGUCGGAGGCCCUGAAUUUAUUACAAAAGACUAUCAAGACCCUCCUCCAGCACCGUUGAUUGAUCCGGAAGAACUGACUAAAUGGUCAUUUUAUAGAGCUAUCAUUGCUGAAUUCGUAGCUACAUUACUGUUCUUAUACAUUACUGUUUUGACUGUGAUUGGGUACAAGAGCCAGAGCGCCACCGAUGAAUGCGGCGGCGUUGGCAUUUUGGGCAUUGCUUGGGCCUUUGGUGGCAUGAUUUUCGUACUUGUUUACUGCACUGCUGGUAUUUCCGGAGGGCACAUUAACCCGGCAGUGACAUUCGGGUUGUUUUUAGCCCGAAAAGUUUCAUUGAUUCGGGCCAUUAUGUACAUGGUGGCUCAGUGUGUAGGGGCCAUUUGUGGGUGUGGAUUGGUGAAGGCAUUCCAGAGGGCUUACUACGUUAGAUACGGUGGUGGCGCCAAUGAACUUGGAGAUGGAUAUAGCACAGGCACCGGAUUGGCGGCCGAGAUUAUCGGCACUUUUGUGCUUGUUUACACUGUCUUCUCCGCCACGGACCCUAAAAGAAGUGCCAGAGACUCCCAUGUUCCGGUAUUGGCACCACUGCCUAUUGGAUUUGCUGUGUUCAUGGUUCAUUUGGCUACAAUUCCGAUCACCGGCACUGGUAUCAACCCUGCCCGAAGUUUUGGAGCUGCAGUGAUCUAUGGCAAGGAUAAGGCCUGGGACGAUCAAUGGAUCUUCUGGGCUGGACCUUUCAUUGGGGCAGCCAUUGCUGCAUUGUACCAUCAGUACAUUCUUAGAGCAGGUGCAGUUAAAGCUCUAGGAUCAUUCAGGAGUAGUGCUUCUGCCUAUUGAGAAUCACUUAUGGGAGAGUCCAAUUGUGGAGAUCAACCCAUGGAGAAAUGAUUUGUGGUCUUGGAAAUUGGCACUUGUUUUUAAAUGUGCCUAAAUUUGUCUCUCUUUUUUUUUUGUCCGUUUGUCAAGCUUUUUUAACUUAUAAGCAUUAAAAUAAUAAUUGUACUAUCAAGUCUGCAGCUUCAAAUGGUAUUAUAUUUAUGCAAUGUAAUGUUCAAGGCACCAUACAAUGGAUA